This is a messenger RNA of Pseudoliparis swirei, 933 nucleotides long. Its product is annotated as fibronectin type III domain-containing protein 11-like. The record is from RefSeq and is a predicted model, not a curated record. Gene Ontology annotation, molecular function: protein binding. Lineage: Eukaryota; Metazoa; Chordata; Actinopteri; Perciformes; Liparidae.
AUGGAUGAAGUCAAGCUGGCCUGUAAAGCUGGCUCUGAUGAAAGUGAAGCCCAGGAGGUCAGGACUCAGGUGGACGGCCUCCCAGAGCUCCACAAGCAUAUACAACAGCUGCUUAGCACCAGACUGAGUGACUUGUCCUUCAUGGUUCAUGUGACGUCUUUUCAAGGAGAGGCAAGAAGCGCUGAGACUCAUGCACUCAUGCAGAGGGGCUCGUUCUACUUGGAAAACCGAAGCUGCGACGUGUCCCCGCCUGCGGAUGAGCAGCAGAACACUUUGCAACUCUCUGACAGCAGCGUGUGAUCUCUCAUUGACACGCAGAGGCUGCAGAGUGCCUUGGCCCUGGCAAAAACCGGGGUGAGGUCUCUCCUCUCUCUUCAGGAACUGCUCUACGAGGAGCUCAUCGAGGCCAGUCAGGAGCUGGAGGCCUUCAUCGGCAGGUACGACCAGGGUUUGGCGGACGGAGACACGGUAGCACAAGUGCAGCAGAGGCACCUGCAAACCCACCAGGACUUGAACGUCUUUGAGAGCAGAAUGACUCCGAGCUGCGCCUGCGGACGGAACCAUCUCAUCUCCAACAAAGUCUGCUCCCCCACAAUAAUUCUUCUCAGUGCAUCCCUCAUCACCAAGUUCCCGGUGAUGAUCAACAGAUCUAAGUCGUGCGUGACAUCCAACAUCGUGUAUCUGCAUUGGGAAGUUGCAGACAUGCAGUCCGAAGACCUGAACCAAGAGUUUCAAAUCUAGGUCAAACGCAUUCAAUCAACCUCUGCUGAGAAAGAGGAAGUUAGUAACUCUCGAUGCAAGUCGUACAGCAUACAGGUCAACAACCUGAUACACAGGUACUAUGAGUUCACUGUCCGGAGAGUAGGUACAAACUCGGUGUCCGCACAGUGGACCGACACCAUCAUUCUGGCGACGUUGGGUGUUUCCAUAUAA